CAAAGUCACGAGCGAUGGGCAAAAGUUGCUGGUAAUCCUGAACUCCUGAUACUUCUAAAUCCAAAAAUAUUACAAAACAUGCAUUUUUGGAAAGCUGUUAACAGUAGAAAUCUUCACUUACUUUACUGUUCCGUGCGGCCCGUAGCUGUGCACGCUUCCGAAAAUGUUUGGUAUACAGUAUAAAUUAUCAACACUACUGUCGGUCCAUGUAUGAUGAGUUCAAAGAUGCGCGUCAUACCUUGUCACGCCUCGCCGCAAAUGUCGAAGGGAUGAAAUGGACAUAUCCCAUCUCACGUGGCUGCUGCGUUUCCGGGCAUUCACACAUUGUAAACACUGCAGCUGGCGUGCAGGCUGUGUUGUGGCCGCACUGGCUCCAGCCCGACAGGCCUCAUCUGGCCGACAGCCGCCUCCGCCUCCGGCUGACCGAGGAUUCACCACCGACGAGAACAAGUAUGUGCACGUCUGGGCGGACGGUGCGUGCCGCAGCAACGGGCGACGUGACGCGCGCGCCGGCAUCGGGGUGUGGUUCGGACCAGGCCAUCGGCUGAACGUGUCUGAGCUGGCCGCGCCGCCGGCCACCAAUAACAGCGCAGAGCUGCAGGCGGCUGGCCGCGCGCUCCGGCUGGCCAGACAGGCGGGCUUCUCGCGUGUCCUGGUGCACACCGACUCACGCUUUGUGAUUGAGUGCGCCACCCGCUGGCUGCGCGUCUGGCGAAAGAACGGCUGGCGACUGGCCGGCGGCGGUCCCGUCAAGAAUCGUGCGCAGCUCGAGCAGCUGGCACGCGCCAUGGACGACGUCACCGUGAAAUGGAACCAUGUUCGUGGGCAUUCUGGUGACGGUGGUAAUGCGGCGGCCGAUCGGCUGGCCGUGGCCGCCGCCCAGCUCGGAGACGGCUCUCGGACGCGGACGGGUUCCGGGCACCGGCAGCCAGCGCCCGACACCGUCCGACGGCGGACUGUUGUCGGCGGGGACGGUGCCGCUGGGCCCCAGCCGGGUACUGCCACGUGACGCCAACCCAGUCCGGUCAGUGUUCACUCUGUGCACGGCGCCUUGUGACGGUCAAGUCAUGGAUGAAGUUCUCUACUUGACCAUGGAUGCCUUCAUCCAUGGUUAAGUGUCCCGUCUCGUCAAUAUUCCGUUCUAUCUCGCGUCCUUAGGCAAUGGCCAGUCGCAAACAAGUGUUGAACUGCUGACAUGUGCCCAUCAAAUCCACCAACGUCCAUCAAAUCGGCAUGUGAUGCUGUGCGGAAAAUACUGAAUUAGCUGUGAGAUGACCAAUUA
Amphibalanus amphitrite is the source of this 1282-nucleotide messenger RNA. Its product is annotated as ribonuclease H1-like. Gene Ontology annotation, biological process: DNA replication, removal of RNA primer. Gene Ontology annotation, molecular function: RNA-DNA hybrid ribonuclease activity; nucleic acid binding. Bases 275 to 1009 code for a protein of 244 amino acids. Lineage: Eukaryota; Metazoa; Arthropoda; Thecostraca; Balanomorpha; Balanidae. The record is from RefSeq and is a predicted model, not a curated record. The transcript has 3 exons.